This is a messenger RNA of Cylas formicarius (sweet potato weevil), 581 nucleotides long. RefSeq names its product NADH dehydrogenase [ubiquinone] 1 alpha subcomplex subunit 2 (gene ND-B8). The transcript is spliced from 3 exons. Lineage: Eukaryota; Metazoa; Arthropoda; Insecta; Coleoptera; Brentidae. The record is from RefSeq and is a predicted model, not a curated record. The coding region runs from base 91 to 366 and encodes 91 amino acids.
UGGGUUAUAAACCAACCAAAAAAGUUUCUGUAGGGGCUAACCUAUAUUGCAAAAUAUAAUUUCAAACAAUAUUUUCCUUUUGAAUUCAAAAUGUCCGCAGCUUUUAAGUUUUCCGGAGCCCUAAAAGAAUUGAGGUUACAUUUAUGCCAAAGUAGUGCGACUAGCAAAGGCGUAAGAGAAUUUAUCGAAAAAUAUUAUGUGGAACUAAAGUCUAACAAUCCGAGAUUUCCGAUUUUAAUUAGGGAAUGUUCCGGAGUGGAACCAAAGCUUUGGGCGAGAUUCGAGCAUGGUAAAGAGAAGGCUAUCCUUUUGAAAGAUUUAUCUUCUAGUGACGUUUUGUCGCAAGUAAAGUCAGUGGCAAGCUAAAAGCUUUCUAGAAUUCUAUUGAAAUAUUUGUUGAUCAGUAAUGUAGAAGUUGAUAAUUUGCGUUUUUAUAUCUUCAUUUUGCAGUUGUAAUACAACUUUAUAUGUGUUGUUUUUGGUUUGAAAUAAAAAACUCUAAUGAUGGAAAUGGAGUAAACUAACUUGAACUUGUUAUGAAACAAUAAUAAAUGAUUUGCCCAUGGAUGUAAUCUCGAAAU